AUGAGGCAGCCACAACUGGCAUUCAGCCUCCAGAGCAAGGCACUGGCACACAGGCAACUAUGGCAAAUGGGGUGCAAGUCCUGCCGUCCCCGAUGAAAGCGCGGCACCCGCCAGCAGUGAAAGCGGGAGGAAUGCGAAUUUCCAAAAAGCAAGAAAUGGGCGUUUUGGAAAAACACACCAAAAAAACAGGAUUGGAGAAAACAAGCGCCAUCACAAAUGUUGCCAAGAUACAGAUGUUGGACGCUCUGAACGACACACUGGACAAGCUCAACCAUAAAUUUCCAGCAACAGUUCACACGGCACAUCAAAAACCCACUCCUGCUCUAGAGAAGGCCGCUCCCCUGAAGAGGCCUCACAUUAUCCAGCAGCCUCGAAAGUCUUAGACCGGGAUAUAAAACACAGCCAUCUGGUCAACCUCCCGACGAUCCGACAGUCAGCAGAAACAGCCAACACUUCCUGUAGGCCUGCUGCUGCUGCCCUUGUUUGGUAAAUAAAACAACUUUUGUAUCUUCCAUUUUUACGUUAGAUAAUAAAGUUUCCAAUGUUAUAA
This is a messenger RNA of Acomys russatus (golden spiny mouse), 550 nucleotides long. RefSeq names its product death associated protein like 1 (gene Dapl1). The coding region runs from base 60 to 383 and encodes 107 amino acids. Gene Ontology annotation, molecular function: death domain binding. NCBI's taxonomy places the organism in Eukaryota, Metazoa, Chordata, Mammalia, Rodentia, Muridae. The transcript has 4 exons. The record is from RefSeq and is a predicted model, not a curated record. Gene Ontology annotation, biological process: cellular response to amino acid starvation; apoptotic signaling pathway; negative regulation of autophagy.